AUGCCUUCUACGAUCUAUAUGCAAGAUGUCGAACGCCAGGUCGACCCACAGGAGUCCAAAGACAUGCCCGACUUGCGAGAACGUGCGGGGCAAGGCUGUUUCCUCUGCUUAGAGAGCCACAACCAAGGACAGUACGCUAUUCUUGUACCAUGCCGAAGAUCGACGAAGGCCAGCCGCAUUAUCGGAUGUACUAGGAACUGGGACUGCACUGGCGAUCCGAAACCAAUAUACGAGGAGACAUUGCCUUGGGACAGUGCUUGCGAAUCUGAUGACGAAAUCUACCAGAGAUUAAUUGAUACAUGUUAUCAGCAUCUGGGUUGGUGGAAGAGAUGGUUGCCUUACUUCGGAAUCACCGAAGUGCUGGAGGUAAACUUUCAAUUUGCCGGUUUUGUCGAGCCAGAUGGUCGUUGCCCCAUUCGCAUGAACCCAAUCGACCUCAAAACUGUCUCAGAAGAAUGUGAAAGGAUAAUAGCAAGGCAUCCGACCGAUCCGUACUUCGAUCUCAACGAUGCAUGCUUAAACGACUCUCAGCAUAGUGAACAAUGCCUGAUUGGUAUGCAGGAAUGGUCCCAGCCUUGUAUCAAGGUCGAAGCAGAGGAGGCAGAGCAGCGUCGUAAGCGGCUUCUGUUCCUGUCUCAUCUAAAGGAGUGUGCCCGAAACCCAGCAAGAGCCAAUGGGCUGUAUACGCUAGAAGGUUUAGCGCAAGAGAGCUGCAUCUACGACAUCAAGGGUUCGAGCCAAGUCGUAUUGCCUCUUUCAUAUCAAAAGUUCCAGGGAACAGCCUGGAUGAGAGGCAUACACUUCAUUUUAGGAUGGCAGACCGACCGAAUGCAUAUAGAAUUGCCGUUCAGAGUCUCAUGUGCUUGGUUUGGAAUUGCCUCCAUUUGGCUCAGCCUAGUACUCUGGAGGGGGGUAGGGGGAGAUUGGGGGACUGCUUUUGCAUUCGCGCAAGUUGUUGCAGCAUCCGUUGCGAUCAUCGUUACAUAUGUCCGAUCGUAG
This is a messenger RNA of Fusarium proliferatum ET1, 999 nucleotides long. RefSeq lists its product as uncharacterized. The record is from RefSeq and is a predicted model, not a curated record. The transcript has 3 exons. The coding region runs from base 1 to 999 and encodes 332 amino acids. Lineage: Eukaryota; Fungi; Ascomycota; Sordariomycetes; Hypocreales; Nectriaceae.